Molecule: messenger RNA, 348 nt
Organism: Adineta steineri
Lineage: Eukaryota; Metazoa; Rotifera; Eurotatoria; Adinetida; Adinetidae
Source: the annotation of a GenBank genome assembly
AUGGAACUCAAUCAAAUACCCUUAUCACAAACUAAUUCACAACCAUCGAUCGAAGGAGAUCCAGCAACAUAUAAAUUCGCUAUGUUUCUUAUUAGUGCAUUGGCUAUAAUAACAAUAGGUUCAAUUAUUGGUAUUGCAGCUGGAAAUGCUGCUCAUUAUGAUUAUUUCGAACCAAACAAUAUAACAAAUAUAUCUGUUAGUGCACUCUGGAAUGUUUCAAUUCUUUCACAACGUUCAUUAGGAAACGGAGCUCGUUUAUGGUUAACAUUAGCUGAACGUAUAAAACGAUCAAAUAUGUCUAUUAAAACUCGUUCAACUUGGUUGAUUAUAAAAAAAACCAACAAAUAA